Molecule: messenger RNA, 1524 nt
Organism: Vombatus ursinus (common wombat)
Lineage: Eukaryota; Metazoa; Chordata; Mammalia; Diprotodontia; Vombatidae
Gene: LSM4
Product: LSM4 homolog, U6 small nuclear RNA and mRNA degradation associated
Exons: 5
Coding region: 57-476 (139 amino acids)
Biological process (GO): nuclear-transcribed mRNA catabolic process; P-body assembly; mRNA splicing, via spliceosome
Cellular component (GO): spliceosomal tri-snRNP complex; P-body; U6 snRNP
Molecular function (GO): U6 snRNA binding
Source: RefSeq, a predicted model, not a curated record
GGCGGAAGUGGCGGGAGCAGUCCCGGCUCUGUCCCCGCCCCGGCGCGGCCGGCACCAUGCUGCCCUUAUCCUUAUUGAAGACAGCCCAGAAUCACCCCAUGUUGGUAGAACUAAAAAAUGGUGAAACCUACAAUGGGCACCUUGUGAGCUGUGAUAACUGGAUGAACAUCAAUUUGAGAGAGGUCAUCUGUACAUCCAGGGAUGGUGAUAAGUUCUGGCGAAUGCCUGAGUGUUACAUCCGAGGCAGCACCAUUAAAUACUUGCGGAUUCCUGAUGAGAUUAUUGACAUGGUAAAAGAAGAGGUGGUGUCCAAGGGCAGGGGCCGAGGUGGCGUGCAGCAGCAGAAGCAGCAGAAGGGGCGUGGUGCAGGUGGAGCUGGCCGAGGUGUGUUUGGAGGUCGAGGCCGAGGGGGGAUUCCUGGCAGCGGAAGAGGACAGCAGGAGAAAAAGCCGGGCCGGCAGGCUGGGAAGCAGUGAAGGUGUGGCCGUGGCCAGGCCUUGCCAGAGACUUUGACUGGAAGACCCGUUUGCUGCUGCCUUGUACUUGGCCUUGUGAUGUGGUGUCCUAUUUCUAAUUUUCAGUUGAUUAAUCUGUUUUUAAAAAAAAGAAAGUUGGGGGCUGGGCAGGUGUUAGGAAAGAAUCCCAUGAAUUGUGUCUUUUGUAAUCCUUUGAAAUCCUCUUCUUUAGGUAAAGUUAGAGUAGUCAUCACCUCACUUGUUUAGCCACCAUUCUAGAGUUAGAAAUAUGAGGGGGCUUUUCAGUUUUUUGACAUCCUUGGUUCCUGGGACUUGAUUCCUUAGAAAAGUCCAAUGUUAUUUCAUUUGGAAGAUUCUGAACUCUUUUUUUUUUUUUUUAAGCAUAGCUGAACAUGGUGGUCUUAGUUCCUGUUUGAAGGGUGUUUCGGGCAUUUCCAGAGAGAUUUUCUUGUGCUGCCACCUGUCUGGUGAUGUUUGCUUUAAGAUUUGGGCAUUUCUGACACAUGGCAGGUUUUUUCCUUCAAAGUUACAGGCCCUGAAACUGUCAGGGAGGUGUUUCCUUUAAGUCUGUUCCCCAACCUUGCUGCUUCUUCUUCUUUUUUUUUUUUUUUAAACUAAAAAUAGAGGUUGGAACUUGUUUCACAGAAUAAUUAUUGGAGUUGUUUUCCCUUCUCCCAGUGUUUGUUUUGGGGAAACCACUUUAGUUUGUGUGAUUGAAAUAAAAAUAAAACAACCAUAAGCUGAAAAUUAAUAAUUCUUUUCUACAUGCUCAGCAGAUGAGCAUGUGAUUUCUUCAUUCUCAGGCUGCCAUGGAGCAUAUUUUCACUCUCCCUCCUCAGGAAAGACGGUGGCUUUGGGUAUUGCACUGUAUGCUUUCUUUGUGGCACCAGAGCUGUCCCACUGGCAAACCUCCUAUCUCCUGGUUCUCUGACACAUGUGUCCCUUUCAGAAGUUAAUCUAGUAUACAGAAACACUUGUUACUUCACAAAACUUUUUAAACUUCCAGAUUCUGGGGGUAGAAAUAAAAGAUUUAUGUCUUUCUAUUUCA